This is a messenger RNA of Monoraphidium neglectum, 1539 nucleotides long. Its product is annotated as Splicing factor U2AF subunit. The record is from RefSeq and is a predicted model, not a curated record. Lineage: Eukaryota; Viridiplantae; Chlorophyta; Chlorophyceae; Sphaeropleales; Selenastraceae. Gene Ontology annotation, molecular function: poly-pyrimidine tract binding; pre-mRNA 3'-splice site binding. The transcript is spliced from 7 exons. Gene Ontology annotation, cellular component: U2AF complex; commitment complex; nuclear speck. The coding region runs from base 1 to 1539 and encodes 512 amino acids.
AUGUCAGACCAGGCUGCCGGCGCGGCAGCCGCCCCGGCGGGCGACGGCACCGCCCGGGCAGCGCCGCUCGAGGAGCGGGUGGCGCAGUGCGAGCAGCAGGCGGCGAUCCUGGAGCGCAAGCUGCAGCACCUGCGGUCCUGGAUGGCGGGCGUGCACCAGCAGAUGGCGUCCACCAACCCGCAGCUAGCGAAGAACGCGCGGCGCCUCUACGUUGGCGGCGUCCCGCCGGCCACAACCGAGGAGGAGCUCUACCAGUUCUUCUCGCGCCUCGUCGCCAGGACCGCGGCCGCCGCCGGCCCCGGCCCGGCCAUCACCAGCUGCAAGAUCACGCCGGACAAGGGCUACGCGUUCCUGGAGCUGCGCAGUGUGGAGGAAGCUUCGAACGCGAUGGCCUUUGACGGCGUACAGUUCAAGGAUACAAACCUGAAGGUGUGCAUCAACUACGACGCGUCGGCCGCCAUGCUGCUGGGCCCGCUGGGGCCCGACCCGACGCUGCAGCUGGGCCACCUGACCAUGUGCAAGACUGUGGUGGAGGACUCGUGGGGCAAGGUCUUUGUCGGCGGCCUGCCCAGCGACUGGAGCGACGACCAGGUGAAGGACCUGCUGAAGCCGUUUGGCCAGCUGAAGAGCUUUAACCUCGUGAUGGACAAGGCCACGGGCAAGUCCAAGGGUUACUGCUUCUGCGAGUUCGAGGACGACAGCUGCGUGGAAGCUGCCAUCGCCGGGCUGCACCUCAAGAGCCUCAACCGCAAGAUGCUGACGGUGAAACGCGCCCUCGACGGCCCCGCGCCGCACCGCUCCAACAGUGGCGGCUCAGACUCGGGCAGCCUGGGCGGCCGCCGCAACAGCGGCGGCGGUGCGCCGCUGGGGGCGCCGAGGGACGGCGCGGGCGCUGGCGCGGGGCCGGGCGGGUACGCGUACGGCCGCGGCGGCGGGGGCGGGGCAGGGGCCGGGCCCGGCCUGCUGUUCAACCAAGCGGCCGCGGCCGCUGCGGCGGCGGCGGCCGCUGCGGCGCACCAGCAUCAGCAGCAGCACCACCAGCAGCACGGCGGCGCGCCCUACUCCAUGGGGCUCCCGCCGGCGCCGCACGGCGCCGGUGGCGGCGCGCCCGGCCAGAACGGCUGGCGAGGGAAGCCGCUCGGCGGCGGCGGCCCGCAGCAGGGGGUGCCCCCAGGCCCGCAGGAUGCGGCGGCGGCGAUGGCUUGCAUGUUUGGCUUCGGGGGCCCCAACCACCCAUACGCGCAGCCGGGCCCCGGCGCCGGCAUGCGCCCCGCGCCUAUCCAGCUCCCGCCCGGCGCGUACGGCGGCGUGGGCGCCCCACACGCGCACGCCGCGCCGCACGGCGCCGCCCCGCGCGCGCCAACGGGCGUGCCGGCGGCCAACGGGCCCCGCGCCGCGGCGGGCCACAGCAGCCCGCCGACGCCCAGCCCGCCGGCGCCACUGCCCAGCCAGCCGUCCCCUGGGACGGCCGGACAGGUGUACGAGCCAGCUGCCGGGCUUCUUGGCCGCCCCGCUGGCCAGCGGUUACUGGUGACGUAA